UCUUCUUUAUUGUCAAUAUGUCUGCGGUUCUUGACGAAAAGCUUUCCCCUGGUCACGAUGACCUUCCCGGCAACGGCGCCGAUGCCCGUGGCACCAAGCGCAACCGCAUGAGCGCCGACGAUGAAGAUGAUGAUGAUGACAAGCCCGGCCGUGAGCGUCGCAAGAUCGAGAUCAAGUUUAUUCAGGAUAAGUCGCGUCGGCACAUUACUUUCUCCAAGCGGAAGGCCGGUAUCAUGAAGAAGGCUUAUGAACUCUCUGUCUUGACUGGCACUCAAGUUCUCCUGCUGGUCGUCUCCGAAACCGGCCUUGUCUACACCUUCACUACUCCCAAACUGCAGCCGCUGGUCACUAAGGCCGAGGGCAAGAACCUGAUUCAGGCAUGCCUGAACGCUCCGGACCCAGCCGCCAGUGAGAAUGGUGUCGAUGCCCCCGAUGUCGCCCCCGAGGCCCCCGAAGAUGUGGCUCACAACAACGUCAACGCGCCCCAGGGGAAUAUGCGUCCCGGUAUUCACCCUGGCUACAUGACCAACGAGCAGCAGCAGCAGAUGGCGUACUACCAGAACCUCCAGCAGCAGCAACAGCAGGCUGGUGGUCAGUACCCCAUGCCGGUCGGCGGUCGCAUGCCACCCCAGCACCAACCCACUGCUUAA
Molecule: messenger RNA, 650 nt
Organism: Penicillium crustosum
Lineage: Eukaryota; Fungi; Ascomycota; Eurotiomycetes; Eurotiales; Aspergillaceae
Product: Transcription factor MADS-box
Exons: 3
Coding region: 18-650 (210 amino acids)
Biological process (GO): positive regulation of transcription by RNA polymerase II
Molecular function (GO): RNA polymerase II cis-regulatory region sequence-specific DNA binding; protein dimerization activity; DNA-binding transcription factor activity, RNA polymerase II-specific
Source: RefSeq, a predicted model, not a curated record